AUGGUGACAUAUUCUCUCUUCCUUUCCUUGUUAUUUUCCAUCUCCAUCUUCAUCGAUCCCUCCUCCUCCUAUGCUGCCGAUUUUCAGCCAACCAAGCUUGUGAACAAGGUAUGUAACCAAACCUCGAACUAUACCUUCUGUGUUGAGUCUCUGUACACCGAUUCACGUACCCACAAAGCUGAACGCUAUGAGCUCGCCUACGUUGCAUUCCAGCUGGCAUCCUUUAAAGCCACUAGCACCAAAGACCACAUAGCUAAGCUGCUAAAGAAUAAUGCAACUGCAGGCCAAAGCCGACAUCUCCAGAGGUGUUCUCGCGUGUACAAGAAGGCUGUUUACGUCCUCGCCGAGGCUUACGGAGACUUGGACUCGGAGAGCUUCUACAUGUUGGUUGGUUUGUCGAAUCAUGCCACCCAUGCUGCCGCUGACUGUCAGGCCGCUUUGAAGGGAACGCGCCUACGCACCCCACUGACUGCCUUGAACAAGGUUUUUAAGUUUCUUUGUGAAAUUUGCGUUGCCGUCUCGAGAUUAUUUUAG
Messenger RNA from Juglans regia (Persian walnut), 534 nucleotides. Its product is annotated as putative invertase inhibitor. The transcript has a single exon. The record is from RefSeq and is a predicted model, not a curated record. NCBI's taxonomy places the organism in Eukaryota, Viridiplantae, Streptophyta, Magnoliopsida, Fagales, Juglandaceae. Gene Ontology annotation, molecular function: enzyme inhibitor activity. The coding region runs from base 1 to 534 and encodes 177 amino acids.